Parascedosporium putredinis is the source of this 2100-nucleotide messenger RNA. The record is from the annotation of a GenBank genome assembly. Lineage: Eukaryota; Fungi; Ascomycota; Sordariomycetes; Microascales; Microascaceae.
AUGAGGUCCCAGUUCGUUGCAGCCGCCCUGGGCACCGCCAGUCUCGCUUUUGGCCAAGAGGACGUCCCUCGGGAGGCGCCCGAAGUGUACGGUGGUGGCUUGACUAUACUCGCCCAGAAUGAGCUCACGAACGAUCCCAGAAAAGACUCGGCUGCCGUCCUCGCCCAUGAUUGGAACAACUACCUGACCUUCGAAAAGGCCUGCCAGCUGCUCGGCGAGGUGCCGCUCGAUCCCACCCAGAUCGAGUUCGAAGCAGGUCUGAACAGCUCCCUGUCUUACCAAGUCUACCUUGGCAACUUCGACAAGGGUCAGGAGUUCUGGGUCGCCAAGGAAGCCGAGGAUAGCAAGGUCUGCCGCAUCAUCACCACUGAGGGUGAGCUCCGGGAUGUCAACUGCGACGUUGAGAUCCCAGGACUCUGCACCCAGAGCGCCCCCGUCUCCACCUCGGGAACCAACGAUGACCCUACCGACUUCCACGUCAGCCAGACCGUGGGCGACAACACCUACGUCGGCUUCCGCGACUUCUUCACCUUCAAAUUCCGCGGGAUCCGGUACGCCGCCCAGCCCGAGAGAUUCGAGCACUCUACCGUCUUCACGCCAGAGGAGUCUCUCCCAAUUCCCGCCUUCAAGGCUGGCGCCGAAUGUCUCCAACGUAUCGGAGAGGUUCGGGAAGGCAUGGAUGAGGAUUGCCUGUUCCUCAACGUCUGGACGCCUACGCUCCCAGCUUUGUGGGAUGGCGCGCCCCGCUGGGACCUGAAGCCCGUCAUGUUCUACAUUUACGGUGGUGGGCUUACGAGCGGAUCCGGCAAGAAUCCCAAUACCGAUGGUACCGGUAUCGCCUCGCGCGGAGACGUCGUCGCCGUGUCCAUCAACUACCGAGUGAGCAAUCUCGGCUUCCUGACUUUUGAUGACGGCGAACACAACGGCAACUACGGCCUCGGUGAUGUCGUGACCGCCCUUGAGUGGGUCAAGGAGAACAUUGCCUCGUUCGGAGGUGAUGCCAGCCGCAUCACAAUUUACGGCGAGUCCGCGGGCGCCGUUCUCGUCCGCGCGCUCCUCGCGUCCCCCAGAGCCCAGGGUCUCUUCACCAAUGCCAUCAGCCAGUCUGGCCCCGCUGGACUCGUCAACAACGAGCACGGCUACGUCGCCACCUACGAUAGCGUCGGGCACGUAUACGAGCACAUCACCAAGGGUGUCCUCGAGGAGACCGGCUGCAACGAGGCCGAGGAUGCCAUUGCUUGCCUUCGUGAGUACAACGCUACGGAGUUGGUCUACCUCAACAACGUCGCGUCGGGCGUCGUCGUCGACGGAGAAUACAUCGACGCCGUCUACCUCGCGCUCGACGGCAGUGGUCUAACUGCCAACGUCACCUUCAUGACCGGCACUAACCGCGACGAGCUCGGCGUCGACUUUGCCCCCAUCGACGCGGAAGACGCCAUCCUCUCGCGUGUCGUCAGCGAGUUCGAGGGCCGCUGGGGCCGCAACCUCACGGGCGUGCUUCCCUCGGGUCCCUUCCCGCUCGCCGAGGAGCCGACCGCGGCCGAUAUCCUAGACUAUACCAUCCGCAUCGGCACCGACGGCCUAUACACGUGCAUGGAGCAAGCCACCAACCACGCCGCGGCCAAGGGAGGCGCCUUCAAGAACCUCUACGCCUUCCAGUUCAACCGGACCUACAACCCCUCUGGAUACACCCAGCCCCACUGCGGGCCUGCCGCCACCGACGAGUUCCCCGACGGCGACCCCAGCCUCGAGUACAAAAAGUGCCACGCCGGCGAGCAGAUGAUUGUGUUUGGCACCGUGCGCCGCGGUGGCCUGCCCGACCGCGACGGCCUCGACGUGCCCUUUAGCCAGCUCGUCAUGGACUACUGGACGUCGCUCGCGCACACGGGCGACCCGAACCCCAACGAGGCGUACCUGGAGGCUCGUGGCUACUGGAGCACGCUGGAGCAGGUGCGCGCGGUCGGCGGGUGGAAGGCGGCGGCGGCGGGCGAGCCCAACUUGAUGAACCUGCAGUGGGAUGGCGGCCACGAGGCAUUGCCGGAGAGGGACCAGUGCGAUGCUCUGGGGAUCGAGCUGGACUUUUGGGACGGCUUCGAGUAG